Molecule: messenger RNA, 1044 nt
Organism: Cutaneotrichosporon cavernicola
Lineage: Eukaryota; Fungi; Basidiomycota; Tremellomycetes; Trichosporonales; Trichosporonaceae
Gene: RFC4
Exons: 5
Coding region: 1-1044 (347 amino acids)
Biological process (GO): DNA repair; DNA-templated DNA replication
Cellular component (GO): DNA replication factor C complex; Ctf18 RFC-like complex; Rad17 RFC-like complex
Molecular function (GO): DNA clamp loader activity; DNA binding; ATP hydrolysis activity
Source: RefSeq, a predicted model, not a curated record
AUGGCGUCCUCAUCAAAAGACAAAGGCCCUGCAGCGCCCGCAACUACUAAGCAUGCGGACGCGGAAAACUACGAGAUGCCAUGGGUCGAGAAGUACCGCCCGCUGCUGUUGUCGGAGAUUGUUGGCAACACCGAGACGGUCGAGCGGCUAAAGGUUAUCGCGGAGGACGGAAACAUGCCUCACAUUAUCAUUAGCGGCAUGCCCGGCAUUGGCAAGACGACGUCGAUCCACUGCCUUGCUCAUGCGUUGCUCGGUGACGCGUACAGGGAAGGUGUGCUUGAACUGAACGCAUCUGAUGAGCGCGGUAUCGACGUGGUGCGGAACAAGAUCAAGUCGUUUGCGCAACGGAAGGUCACGCUUCCACCAGGGAAACACAAGAUCAUCAUUCUCGACGAGGCGGAUUCGAUGACUUCCGGCGCGCAGCAAGCACUCCGACGCACAAUGGAGAUCUACUCGAACACGACCCGCUUCGCGCUCGCUUGCAAUAUGAGCAACAAGAUCAUCGAGCCCAUACAGUCACGUUGUGCUAUCCUGCGAUACAGCAAGCUGCGGGACGCCGAGGUGCUCAAGCGGCUUCAGGAGAUCUGCGAGGCCGAGAACGUGCAGUACAACGACGAGGGUCUAGCCGCGCUCAUCUUCACUGCGGAGGGUGACAUGCGCCAGGCGAUCAACAAUCUCCAGUCGACGUGGAGUGGAUUCGGAUUCGUGUCGCAGGACAACGUGUUCAAGAUCUGUGACCAGCCGCACCCCAUUGUCAUCCGCGGCAUGAUCAACAGCUGUCAGAAGGCCGAGAUCGACGACGCGCUCGCUCGCAUCCACAGCCUAUGGGACCAGGGAUAUGCCGCUGUCGACAUUGUCACCACCAUCUUCCGCGUCGUCAAGACCAUGAACGAGCUGCCAGAAUACGUGCGCCUCGAGUUCAUACGCGAAAUCGGGUGGACGCACAUGCGUAUUCUUGAGGGUGUGGGGACCAUUGUGCAGCUCGGCGCCAUGAUCGCGCGUCUGUGCCGAUUGUCGCUCCCAGAUGGUGCGCUGAAGUUGUGA